AUAAAAUUACAAAAGCAACUGUCAACCCUUUUGUUCUAGUCUUCCUACAUUUAUUUCUUACCAGAAUUGUCACUACAAAAAAAUUGAAACCCCAGCAUAGCAAUUCCCUUUGGAAAACACUAAUCAGAUCAUGUCAAUUCAUUGGCAAAAUGAGGUGGUGCGAAUUACGCGCCAGGUUAAGCGAAAUCUUCCCCACCGAAACUUUCGGGAGAUCAACUUCGAUCGCGAGUCGAUUCGGGAGGGAAUCACCCCACUGACAUAUGAUGAGGCGCGCCGGAUUAAGGGUCCUGUUUUUGAGGCCCUAGAGGACGAGUUGCGCCGGAAGGGAUGCACCAUGCUGCCCGAGUUCCUGCACUGCCUGGCCACCAAGGAGAAUGCUCUCUUCGAGAGCCUUAAUAUUCGGGAACGACUCUCGGACGACUCGGAGUUGCUCUACGCAAUGGUGGAUCGACUUCGGGAUGCCGAACUGGCCGUUUGCCUGAACAAGCACCGCGGGCUCAAGCAGUGUUUCGCCCUGUUCUUCGAGACCAUGCAGCUGCUGGAGCCGUAUCGCCAGAAAUACGCAUACGCCCUGGUAGCCCUGAACGAGCACAUCAUCUCGCUGUGCCACAAAAUCGAGGGUCAGGAACGGGAGGCCGCCGAGUCCAUCUCCCGGAUCUACUACACCUACGCCCUGUAUCUGGUCAACACGGGCCAGCGCGACUCGGCCAUUAAAUACCUACAGAUCGCCAUGGAUCUGGUGCGGGGCCACGUGUGGACCGCCGAAAUGGGCAUGCCCGCCGGCAGCCUCACGCUCCACGAACUGGUGGCCCAGAAUCUGGCCAGGCAACUCCUCAUCCAGGGCAAGGCCAUUGUGCGCCAGCAUCCCGAGGAUGCGGUGGCCAUGGCACGACGGGCCACCGUCCUUAUAGCGGAAAUUGGUAGGGAAAAGAACAUGGAAAUCUUUUGUGACACCUUUUUGGAGCGCGCCUACUUCCUGAUGGAGAUCGGAAACUAUAACUCGGCACAGCAGUGUCUGGACCAGAUUCGCACCCAAAUCCUGGCCUGCACCGAGUACCGUUUUGUCAAGCUCAACAUUAAAUACUAUAUGUUUCAGGGUCAAUGCUCCGAGAUUUUUGAGCACGUGGAAAAGGCCAUUUCGUGUUACAAGCGGGCUCUUCGUUUGUCGCGCCUUUACACCCAUCGAGAUCUGGAGGCCGAAAUCCUUUUACACUUGGGAAAAAUCUUCGCCAAGGACACUCAGAUGACGAGCAUCGCAAAGAAGUGCUAUGAACACGCCAAAAGCAUUUACGUGGACUUCAACGAUCAGCAUAGCCGCAAGAUGGCCAAUUAUUUGCAGGCCAAGUUAAUGGCUGACGAGAUAACACCGCUUUAUAUGGCCAUGUUGAAAUCAUCCACUACAAGAUACUGUGCCUUUUUCAAUCUGCGCCAAUGGAAAAACCGCUGUCGUCCGUUUUGGAAGAAACUGGGCGAUGAGAUCAUUAAACAGGAGACGGAAAGCAUCUACUGCCUGCUGGACGAGGAGAAGGAGGAUCCUGGUCACGAUGUGGCCCUUUACGAUGAUGUCGAUCUCAAGACAUUCAAGCUGGCGGAGGGCGACAUCUAAAUAUACACUACUUCCUUCCAAGCUGAGAAAAUUUAAUUGUUUAUUGCUCAAGAUGGUUAAUAAAAUUGGUUCGGCAAGUAA
Messenger RNA from Drosophila gunungcola (fruit fly), 1687 nucleotides. RefSeq lists its product as uncharacterized. The transcript is spliced from 3 exons. Lineage: Eukaryota; Metazoa; Arthropoda; Insecta; Diptera; Drosophilidae. Gene Ontology annotation, molecular function: protein binding. The coding region runs from base 131 to 1606 and encodes 491 amino acids. The record is from RefSeq and is a predicted model, not a curated record.